GUAAGCUGUAAAAUAAAACUGUUUGUUUAUCUUGAGCAAAUAUAGUCUGUGAUCGGAAAACAUCAGGAAGAAAAAAGUUCUACAAAAAAAAAUCAUUCGCAAAGAUUUUAAAAAGAUGGAUAAUUUAAGUAACUUGGAGCAAGCUGUUAAUCUUUUCUACAAAAGUCAAUCAACCGAUCAAGCACAAUUAAAUGACUUCCUCAUCAAUCAACAAAGAGAUCCGGCGGCUUGGAGCUGGCUAUGGAGUUUUUUAGAUUUCAAUAAAUCAGUAGAAGUUCAAUUCUUUGGUGCAGUCACAUUACAUCAGAAGCUUUCAAAAAAUUGGCAAGAAGUACCACAAUCUAUGCACAAUGAGCUAAAAGAAAAAAUUCUCCAGAAAAUUGUGGAAUUCGGUGGUGCAGGAACGAAACUUGUUUUGAAUCGUCUUUGUAUGUCGUUGAGUGCUUUUAUUGUACACAUGCUGAAGGAGUGGCCAUCAGCAUUAAACGACGUUAUCAACAUGUUCCAAAAUCAGCAACUUCCAAACUUAAGUCAACAUACACAACUAUGGAUCUUGUUUGAUGUCUUGUCUGGUGUUCCAGAUGAGUCGUGUUGUAUUUUCACUUCCAUCCAAAGAGUUCAGCUUAAAAAUGAAGUUUAUAAGAAUGCAACGAUCGUCCUAAAAACAAUGGAAAAUUUUAUUAAUAUCAAAUGUGAAAAGCAUCAGUUAGAAGAUGAAGACAUUACCUCACUUCAAAACGUUGCAAAAUGUGCAACAACAUGGUUUAAAAACGGCUCGAUUCCUCUCGAUGAAUGUAUGGACAAUCUUAAUGAAGAUAUUGCUUUUGGUAUUUAUUCUUUAUUUAUAACAUCAAUUGAAUGCCAUUCUCGUACUAUUCUUGCUGGCAUUUGCGCCGAUUCACCAGAACAUCACGAGAUUUAUAUUCGAGUUGUAAAUGAGAUUCUCCUUUGCACUGAUAAGCCGGGAAUUUAUCCUGUUGAAGAAUCUUGUUCAACUCUUGCAAUGGGAUUCUGGUUCAUGCUUCAAGAUGAAAUUUUAUCGUAUGAUAAUGCAACAGAAAGAGAGCAAUGCAUUAAAGCAAUCGAACCGGUUUACGCACAUCUCGUAAAAAUUCUUGUAAGGAAAUCAAAACUUCCAGAUGAAUGCAAUGUUGGAAAAUGGAAUUCUGAUGAUCUCGAGACUUUCAGAUGUUAUCGACAAGACAUUGCAGACACGUUACUUUGUUGUUUCGAUGUGUUGCAUGUUCAAAUUCUUAAAUUACUCUCGGAGACACUCGAUGAAGGUAUUCAAGCAAUACAAGCAAAUCAUAACAAUUGGCCAAUACUUGAAGCAUCAAUUCAUGGUUUUUGUGCAAUUUCACAGCAAAUCGAGAGUGUCGAAUAUCCAGAGAUUGUAAAAUUGAUGCGAGUAUUAAACGAAAUUCCUUACGAAACGUUAAAUGAGAAACUCUUGGGAACAGCUUUGGAAACUAUGGGAGCAUACAGUGAAUGGGUCAAUGACAUUCCAAAGUAUUUACCAAGUGCCAUUGAACUUCUUGUUAAGGGCCUCGACUCUCCAAUGUCAUCUCAAGCAACAUUAGGUUUGAAAGAUCUGACAGGUGAUUGUCAUCCUCAAGAAAUGAUUCCAUAUGCUGAACCAUUGCUUGAUGCUUGUCAGCAAUCACUCUUGAAAGGACAUUUAGCACAUCCUGAAUCAAUUCGAUUGAUGUACAGCAUUGGUAACGUUUUAAGCAUGAUUUCAGCUGAGAAGAUUCCCAAUUACCUCGACAACAUCAUUUCUCCAUGCUUUAAAGAGCUACAAAUGUUCGCUGAACAUCAAAAUUCAAGUGACGGUGCAAGAUUGCGCAUAAUGUUUUGUCUUAACAUGAUUUCGACGCUUUUCUCGUCUCUUAAUGUGAAUAAAACUAAAAGACUACAACCAAUGAAUGUUGAGAAUCAACCACAACCAAUUCUAUUGAUUCUUCAGAAAACGAUGCCGAUUUUCAAACAGAUUUGCGAUUUGUACAUAAAUGACGUUGUUGUUAUUGAAAAUUUGUGUAAAGCACUUCAACAAGCGCUCAAUAAUCUUAUGGAUGACAUCAAGCCAAUCUUAAAUGAUUUAUGUCUUUUGAUUUUGUCAAUCUUUCAUAAUCGAUGCGUUCCGCCAGCGAUUGAUAUUGCUGGAUCGUGCAUUUUGAUGUUCUUUGGUGAUGAAGUUUACAAGGAACCGAUGAAGCAACUUCUUCUGCAAAUCAUCAUUUACAACUUUAACGUUUUCGAACAAACACCUCCGAAUAAAUUCUCUGAUAUAUCGGAUUUAAUGGAGUCGUUUUAUGCUUUGAAUUCAAGAAUUGUUAAAAAAAUUCCUGCUGCGUAUACACAAGAAAAUAUGGACUUUAUUAAGUUGAUGGAAUACGCCCUUAAAGGAAUAACAUUGCCUGAAACAGGGGUUAUUAAGAAGUCAGCUUCGUUUAUUGCAACAUUUAUAAAAGAAUCCCGAAAUCAUGUCAACAUGACGAACACAAUUCUCAUGAAAGGCGAAGAGAUUGUAAGAACCGUUCUACUUUGUAUUGCUGGAAUCACGCCACGUGUCAACGUCGAUGUUUUCGGUGAUGUUUUCAUUGCUUUAAACGCAAAAUAUCCAUCUGAGUUUCUAGUGUGGAUGAAGAUUCUUGAAACUCAAAGCUUCCCAACAUCUUACACGCAACACGAAGAGAAAAUUACGUUUAUGAAGAAUAUUAUUAAAGAAAAAGUCAAUAAACGUCUCGUGAACGAUCACAUUAAAAGAUUUUCAGCUAGAUGUAGAGGCUUGAUUGAAACAUCUGAUAUGUAAUUUUUACGCUUUUAAUAAUAUAAAUUUAAACAAAUUUAAUCUUCUUAAAGUUUAAUUUAUAAAAUAAAAUAAUAAUUGUGAGAAAUGUGAUAACAACAAUAGACAAAGAAAAAAAUAAUAAUAAUAAAGACAGCAUGAAAUUGACUGAACA
Molecule: messenger RNA, 2963 nt
Organism: Clunio marinus
Lineage: Eukaryota; Metazoa; Arthropoda; Insecta; Diptera; Chironomidae
Source: the annotation of a GenBank genome assembly